AUGGGACGACGUGUACGUGAAAUUGAGCAAGGCACGGGCACACUCUUCGUUCAUAGGCGAUCACACCUCAGAAUUCGAAUGCAAGCGACAGAUGCUUAUGAUUGUAAUUCGACCAACGACACUGACGCGGCAACAACACUGUCGCGGCAACAAUUGCGUUGCGGCGCUUCGGGACAACAACGUCUGAAAGUGCACGCGUGGCGUGAAGAAUUUGCACAUGAAUGUUGCUGUGUAUUGCUUUACGCAUCCUAA
This is a messenger RNA of Plasmopara halstedii, 252 nucleotides long. RefSeq lists its product as uncharacterized. The transcript is spliced from 2 exons. The record is from RefSeq and is a predicted model, not a curated record. NCBI's taxonomy places the organism in Eukaryota, Oomycota, Peronosporomycetes, Peronosporales, Peronosporaceae. The coding region runs from base 1 to 252 and encodes 83 amino acids.